Messenger RNA from Dama dama (fallow deer), 20316 nucleotides. RefSeq names its product piccolo presynaptic cytomatrix protein (gene PCLO). Gene Ontology annotation, molecular function: metal ion binding; structural constituent of presynaptic active zone; protein binding. Gene Ontology annotation, cellular component: glutamatergic synapse; membrane; axon. The record is from RefSeq and is a predicted model, not a curated record. Gene Ontology annotation, biological process: presynaptic active zone assembly; protein localization to synapse. Lineage: Eukaryota; Metazoa; Chordata; Mammalia; Artiodactyla; Cervidae.
AUGGGCAACGAGGCGAGCUUGGAAGGGGAAGGGCUCCCCGAAGGGCUGGCGGCGGCGGCAGCGGCAGCAGCCGGAGGAGGGGCUGGCGGGGCGGGGAGCCCCUUGCACACCGUGAUCCCGGCCGGCAUGGAAGCGGAUCUGAGCCAACUGAGCGAAGAGGAGAGGAGACAGAUCGCUGCUGUCAUGUCAAGGGCGCAGGGGCUGCCCAAAGGAAGCCUUACCCCGGCCGCUGCGGAGCCGCCUUCCAUGCACAGGAAACAAGAGUUGGAUAGUAGUCAACCUCCAAAGCAACCAGGAAAACCGCCAGACCCUGGGCGUCCAAUCCAGCCUGGUCUCAGUAAGAGUAGAACUACAGACACUCUAAGGUCAGAGCAGAAAUUGCCUGGAAGGAGUCCUUCCACUAUUAGCUUGAAAGAAUCGAAAUCCAGAACUGAUUUUAAGGACGAGCACAAGUCUAGUAUGAUGCCUGGCUUCCUCUCAGAGGUUAAUCCUUUAAGUGCUGUCUCCUCUGUUGUAAAUAAAUUCAAUCCUUUUGAUUUGAUAUCAGACCCUGAUGCCUCCCAGGAAGAAGCCUCCAAGAAACAAAAAAUAGCUCAGAAGGAACAAGGAAAACCCGAGGGAGUCACAAAGCCUCCAUCACAACAACAGUCUCCCAAGACAGUUCCUAAGCAGCCAGGACCUGUGAGGGCUCCGCUUCAGCAGGAAGGUUCUCCAAAAUCUGGAUCCUCUCAGCCACCAGAAAAAAGUAAAUCACAACCUCCAGAAACAGGAAAGCCAGCUCAGGGCUUCCCCCAGGCUCCUCAGACAGACCAGGUAAAAUUGCCACUUCAGAGAGAUGCAUCCAGGCCUCAGACUAAACAGACAGACCCAGGAAGGGGUGAGUCUGCUAAACCCUCACUGCAGAGCCCCUCUAAGCCACCUAGUCAGCAAGGAAGUCCUGGAAAAUCUCCAGCCCAGCAGCCUGGAGCUGAAAAACGUACCGUACCACCGCCUGGGCCUGCAAAGCCCCUAGCUCAACAACUGGGAACAGCAAAGCCCCUGGCCCAAGCUCCAGGGCCCACAAAGCCUGGAGCUCAGCCUCCUGGGCCAGCAAAGCCCCUCGCCCAGCAGCCAGGGACAGCAAAACCCCUGGCUCACCAGCCCGGGCCGCAAUCUCCAGCUCAGCCGCCGGGGCCAGCAAAGGCUCCAGCUCAGCAGCUUGGGACGACCAAGCCUCAGGUCCAGUCGUCCGGGCCAGGCAAGACUCCACCUCAGCAGCCAGGCCCAGUGAAGCCCCCUCCUCAACAGCCGGGCCCAGUGAAGCCCCCACCUCAGCAGCCAGGCCCAGUGAAGCCCCCUCCUCAACAGCCAGGCCCAGUGAAGCCCCCUCCUCAACAGCCAGGCCCAGUGAAGCCCCCUCCUCAACAGCCAGGCCCAGCGAAGCCCCCUCCUCAACAGCCAGGCCCAACGAAGCCCCCUCCUCAACAGCCUGGUCCAGUGAAGCCCCCUCCUCAACAGCCUGGUCCAGCGAAGCCCCCUCCUCAACAGCCUGGUCCAGCGAAGCCCCCUCCUCAACAGCCAGGCCCAACGAAGCCCCCUCCUCAACAGCCUGGUCCAGUGAAGCCCCCUCCUCAACAGCCAGGCCCAACGAAGCCCCCUCCUCAACAGCCAGGUUCAGCGAAGCCCCCUCCUCAACAGCCUGGUCCAGCGAAGCCCCCUCCUCAACAGGCAGGACCUGCAAAGCCCUCAGCUCAGCAGUCUACAAAACCAGUAAGCCAAACAGGAGCUGGGAAACCUCUGCAGCCACCAACGUUUCCAUCUGCAGCACAGACUCCAGUACACGGCCUCCCUAAAACCAUCUGCCCUCUUUGCAAUACCACUGAACUUCUGUUGCAUGUUCCAGAAAAGGCCAAUUUUAACACGUGCACUGAGUGUCAGACCACUGUCUGUAGCCUCUGUGGUUUUAAUCCCAAUCCUCAUUUAACUGAGAUGAAAGAGUGGCUCUGUUUAAACUGUCAGAUGCAGAGAGCUCUAGGAGGUAACCUGGCUCCAAUUCCAUCAUCACCCCAGCCCAGACCGAAGACUGCCCCUGUUCCUGCAUCAGCAGUGAGCAAGCCACCCACGCCAUCACAGCAGGUUUCUCCAAAGAAAGAUACUACACCCAAACAGGAUGUCUCGAAGGUAGCUGAGUCUAAAAAGCCCCCACCACUAGUGAAACAACCAACCCUUCACAGUCCCCACCCAGUCACAUCCCAGCAGCCUCCUGAGGCAGAGUCCUCACCCAAGCCAGCCCCUCCCAAAGAGCCUUCUGUCCCGUCUGAACCGGCCAAAGUCUCCAUGGCUGAUGAUAAACCAGAGCAGCCCCAGACAGGGAAGCCCGCCACAGACAUUGUGUCUUCAUCAUCAACAGCAACAAGACCAGAUAUUCCAGGCUCCAAAAUACCAUCACAGGAUCAAGAGAAAACAACUCCUCCUCUAAAACCAGACUCUGCCAAACCUUCUCAAAGUUUUCCACCAACAGGAGAAAAAGUUACCCCAGUAGAUUCUAAAGUCAUACCUCGACCUGCAUCAGAUACAAAAAUUAUUUCACAUCCCGGACCUACCCCAGAGGGCAAAGAUCAAAAACAAGUUGAUCCAAUUCAGAAAAAGGACGAACCCAAGAAAGCACAAACCAAAAUGAGUCCUAAGCCAGACACCAAGCCGAUGCCAAAAGGGUCACCGACACCCCAAGGUCCACGACCCCCCACUGGACAAACUGCCCCUCUAUCUCCACAGCCCCCAAAGCCUCAGGAGCAGUCGAGACGUUUUAGCCUAAAUCUGGGAAGUAUUACUGAUGCCCCUAAAUCACAGCCCACAACUCCUCAAGAAACAGUGACUGGGAAGCUCUUUGGGUUUGGAGCAUCCAUCUUUAGCCAGGCAUCAAAUCUGAUCUCCACAGCAGGCCAGCCUGGGUCUCAUUCACAGGGUGGGCCAGCGGCCCCAACAAAACAAGUUCCUCCUCCUUCACAACCACCUACUUCUCAAGGGCCACCCAAAUCCACGGCACCGCCAGCACCUGCAAAGGUUCUACCUGUGAAAAAGGAAACCAAAGCUCCAGUAGUUGAAAAACUAGAGCCCAAAGCUGAACAAGUUUCAACAGUAAAAAGAACAGAAACAGAAAAGAAGCCCCUGCCUACUAAGGACAGCAAACCUUCCACGGCUGAACCUCAAAAGGUUGUUCUUCCCCCGAAACUGGAAGAAACCCCCAAACCAGACUCAGCCUGUCCUCUCUGCAAAACUGAACUCAACAUAAGUUCUAAGGAUCCUGCUAACUUCAACACUUGCACUGCAUGCAAGAAACAAGUGUGUAAUCUCUGUGGAUUUAAUCCUACGCCACACUUGACUGAGAUUCAAGAAUGGCUUUGUUUAAAUUGCCAAACCCAGAGAGCAAUAUCAGGACAGCUGGGAGACAUGGGCAAAAUGCCACCAACACAGGCAGGACCAAAAGCCUCUCCUAUGCCUGCCCCUACAGAACAGCCAUUUCAGGCAACGGCAAUGCCUGCCCCAGGAAAAGUGAAAAAGAAGGAAGAAGAAGAAAAACCUGAAGCUGAAAAAUCCACUUCAGAAAAGGUAAAAGAAACACCUUCAGGUGAAAAAAUUACCCCUAAGGAAACCAUAGCUCAAAUCCAAGAGGAGAGGAAAGGAGAGGAAGACAAAACUUCAGCCCCUCAAGAAAAAAAGUCAUCCCCUGAAGACAAAAAGCCACCUUCUGAAGACAAAAAGCCACUCCCUGAAGAAAAAAAGCCACCUCUCGAAGAAAAAAAACCAACCCUUAAAGACAAAAAGCCGGCUCUUGAAGACAAAAAGUUAGCCCCAGGGGCAAAAUCAUUGGUUCUAGAGGAAGAACAGAAACAGGACUUACUUAAAGCUCAAGUACAAAUUGCUGAAGUAAAACCUGAAGGCAGAGUGCCUCCAGAGGCAGGGGAAGAAAAGAAACAACCGCCAAUGGAGACGGAAGAUUUACCAGCCAGCGCACCUCGGCGUUUGCCUAAAGAAGAUGAUGGGAUGACUCAAAAAAUAAAAGUACAGCCACAGGCACCAUGCACGGCAAAGCCUGAUCAGAUGGAAUCUGGAAAGGAAAAAACAGAAAAGGAAGAAGACAAAUCAGACACUUCAAGUUCUCAGCAACCGAAAAGCCCACAAGGUCUUAGUGACACAGGAUAUUCUUCUGAUGGAAUAUCAAGUUCACUUGGUGAAAUUCCAAGUCUUAUUCCUGGUGAUGAAAAGGAUUUGCUCAAGGGACUCAAAAAGGAUUCCUUUUCACAAGAAAGCAGCCCUUCCAGCCCCUCAGAUUUGGCUAAGUUAGAAAGUACAGUCCUAUCGAUUUUAGAAGCUCAGGCAAGUACACUUGUUGAAGAAAAGUCAGAAAAGAAAACACAGCCCCAUGAUGUUUCUCCUGAGCAGCCUAAGGACCAGCAGAAAACUCAGAGUUUAGAGGAAAAACUGGAAUCUACAGUUCCCGAAGAGGAGCUCAAAGAGAGUCAAGAAGGAGACACUUUUAAAAAAGAGAGCCAACAAGACCUUCCUUCCAGAAAGGACCAAGAAAUGCCUGAAUUUGUUGACGAGUUGGCUACAAGGAGACAGCCUUAUGAUUCAAUUGAAGACAGUAGUGAAAGCGAAAACUCACCUGUUCCACAGAGAAAAGGGAGGGCCAGUGUUGGUUCAUCGAGCAGUGAUGAGUAUAAACAGGAAGACAGCCAAGGAUCAGGGGAAGAGGAGGACUUCAUUCGAAAGCAGAUCAUAGAAAUGAGUGCUGAUGAAGACGCUUCAGAUUCUGAAGACGAUGAGUUCAUUAGGAACCAGCUGAAAGAGAUUAGCAGUAGUAUAGAGAGCCAGAAGAAGGAAGAAACCAGAGGGAAGGGGAAAGGACCAGGAGGGAAACACAGGCGACUGACGCGAAAAAGUAGUGCAAGCUUUGAUGACGAUGCAGGAAGACGCCAUUCCUGGCAUGAUGAAGAUGAUGAGACCUUUGAUGAAAGUCCUGAGCUUAAAUACAGAGAAACUAAAAGUCAGGAGAGUGAAGAACUUGUAGUUGCCGGAGGAGGAGGACUCCGUCGAUUUAAAACAAUUGAACUCAACAGCACGAUAGCAGAUAAAUAUUCUCCAGAGUCAUCACAGAAAAAAACAGCUUUGUAUUUUGAUGACGAGCCAGAAUUAGAAAUGGAAAGCCUGACAGACUCUCCGGAAGAUCGAUCAAGGGGGGAAGGAUCUUCUAGUCUUCAUGCUUCCAGCUUCACUCCUGGCACAUCCCCUACAUCCGUUUCUUCUCUGGACGAAGACAGUGAUAGUAGUCCAAGUCACAAAAAAGGAGAGAGCAAACAGCAACGCAAAGCUCGACAUAGAUCGCAUGGCCCUCUUUUACCUACCAUUGAAGAUUCUUCAGAGGAAGAAGAAUUAAGAGAAGAAGAAGAAUUGUUGAAGGAGCAAGAAAAGCAACGGGAAUUAGAACAGCAGCAAAGAAAGAGUUCUAGUAAGAAAUCAAAGAAAGACAAAGAUGAACUUCGAGCUCAGAGAAGGAGGGAAAGACCAAAGACACCACCCAGUAAUCUCUCUCCCAUCGAAGACGCAUCUCCAACAGAAGAAUUACGCCAGGCUGCAGAAAUGGAGGAGCUCCAUCGAUCUUCGUGUUCUGAAUAUUCACCUAGCAUAGAGUCAGACCCAGAAGGCUUUGAAAUAAGCCCAGAAAAAAUAAUCGAAGUACAAAAAGUUUAUAAAUUGCCCACAGCUGUGUCUUUAUACUCACCAACAGAUGAGCAAUCUCUUAUGCAGAAAGAAGGUGGCCAAAAGGCAUUAAAAAGUGCUGAGGAGAUGUAUGAAGAAAUGAUGCAUAAAACCCAGAAAUAUAAAGCUUUUCCAGCUGCAAGUGAACGAGAUGAAAUGUUUGAAAAAGAGCCUUUGUAUGGGGGGAUGCUAAUAGAAGAUUAUAUUUAUGAAUCUUUAGUAGAAGACACAUACAAUGGUUCAGUCGACAGCAGUCUGCUCACGAGGCAAGAAGAAGAAAAUGGAUUUUUGCAGCAGAGAGGGAGAGAGCAAAAAAUGAGACUUCCAGAACAGAUUUAUGAAGAUCCCAUGCAGAAAAUUACAGACCUCCAGAAAGAGUUUUAUGAGUUAGAAAAUUUACAUGCUGUUUUGCCUCAAGAAGACAUCGUUUCAAGUUCUUUUAUCAUCCCAGAAAGCCAUGAGAUUGUUGAUCUGGGUAGUAUGGUGACUUCUACCAGUGAGGAAAAAAAAUUAUUAGAUGCUGAUGCUGCCUAUGAAGAACUCAUGAAAAGGCAACAGAUGCAGUUAACACCUGGAUCUAGUCCAACCCAGCCCCUCAUCAGAGACGAUAUGACAGAGUCCACUGUGGACUUUGAUAGGGUGCCUGAUGCAUCUUUGACAUCAAGUGUUCUCUCGGGAGCAUCUCUUACAGAUUCAACCAGCAGCACAACACUCUCCAUCCCAGAUGUUAAAAUAACCCAACAUUUUUCAACAGAAGAAAUUGAGGAUGAACAUGUGACUGAUUAUACAAGAGAAAUUCAAGAGAUAAUUGCUCAUGAAUCACUGAUUUUGACCUAUUCUGAACCUUCAGAAAGUGCUACAUCAGUCCCACCCUCUGACACACCCUCUCUCACAUCAUCUGUUUCUUCAGUUUGUACCACAGAUAGCUCCUCACCCAUUACUACCCUGGAUAGCAUGACCACAGUUUAUACGGAGCCAGUGGACAUUGUAGCUAAAUUUGAAGAUGCUGAGGAAAUUUCUUCAUCAACAUAUUUCCCAGGCAGCAUUAUAGACUAUCCAGAAGACAUAAGUAUACCUUUAGAUCAGACAACCAUACAGGAUGGUAGAACUAGUACAGAUCACAUUGUGAUUUCCUUAUCUGAUAUAAAACCUUCUCUCAUAGAAUCUGUAGGAACUAAACUCGAGGGGCUAAUUGCUGACACUGUUUCUACUGACUUAUCUAUAUCUGAAAAAGAUGCAGCAAAGAAGGCCAGAAAGGAAACAGGGGAUGGACUUAUUCUGGAAGUUUUGGAAGCUUAUAGAGAUACUAGGAAGGAGUCUGAGGCUGAACUGACAGAAAUUAGCUUACCUGACACUGUGUUUGAUCAGACACCUUCUUCCAUAAAAACUCUUCAAAUGAAGGAGCAGGUUUCAACGACAUGCUUUUUACCUGAAGAGGUUUUGGGUCAAGCAAAACCCACAUCUCAGCUACCAUCUGGCACUCCUCCCAUUUUCUCUCUUCCAACUAAAACUCGUCCAUUCCUUCGAAGUUCUUCUUUGGACGCAUCAGCCCAGCCCCCGCCCCCGCCCCCUCCCCCUCCCCCUCCCCCACCUCCUCCCCCUCCUCCUCCUCCCCCACCUCUUCCUCCUCCUACCUCACCUAAACCAACUAUUCAUCCUAAAAAAAAGUUAGCGGUUACAGCUCCAGUGACUGCAGCUACUGCAGCUACAUCUCUAGUAGAUUCUGUUCCUGCAGUGGAGACCACAUCUGCUCCCAGAAGUAAUGGGUUACCUAUGACAAAAAUAUAUACCACUGCACCUCCACCUGUUCCUCCUAAGCCAUCUUUAAUUCCAUCUGGACUUGUAUUUACACAUAGACCCGAGCCAAGCAAACCUCCACUUGCUCCUAAACCAGCAGUUCCUCAACCUCCAGUCACUACCCCAAAACCAACAGAUACAUACCCCAAACCAACAGGUCUACCUUUAACUACAAGUAUGACAUUAAAUUUAGUGACAUCAGCAGACUAUAAAUUGCCUUCCCCUACCUCUCCACUUUCCCCUCACUCUAACAAGUCCUCGCCAAGAUUUUCCAAGUCUCUUAUGGAAACUUAUGUGGUUAUCACAUUGCCAUCUGAACCUGGCACUCCAACAGAUUCUUCACCUAGUCAAGCUAUUACCAGUUGGCCAUUGGGAUCACCCCCCAAAGAUCUGAUUUCCAUCGAACCAGUAUUUUCUGUAGUUCCUCCUAUGACAGCUGCAGAAAUAUCAACUUCUUCACAACAGAGCCUGUACAUCUCCAGAGCUUUGGAGACAUUUGCUGCUAUCCCAGUCACAACACUGUCUUCAUUUCAAGCAACUUCAGCUUCAGUUACACAGUUUCACCCAACUGAAGUUUCCAAGGCUGAGGUUCCAACAGCAAGAAGUACAGUCCCUAGUGUUGGUCUCAGCAGUGUCUCUAUAUCCUUUCCUCCAGAGCCUCUUGCUCUAGAUCACCUCUGUUUAGAGAAGCAGCAGCAUAAAGAAGAAGUCCAGUUGCAACUUGUUGGUGAUGCCAUUGAUCUGCGUACGGUACCCAAAGUAGAUGUUAAAGUAACUGAAAAAUGUGUGGAUCUUUCUGCCUCUGCAGUGGAUGUGAAGAGGCAGACCACAACAAGUGAAAUGUAUGGGAGACAAAUUAGUGCUGUCCAGCCCUCAAUUAUAAAUCUCAGCGCAACUUCAUCAGGAGUGACUCCUAUACCCCUGGUCACCGAGACAGUGACUGUUGUCACUGCAGGUUACACCACAGGCACAGAAAGCCUAGUGGGUCUAGAACUUGCAACAGCAGCACCACUCCAGCUUACUACAUCAAAGCAUGUGGAGCCACCAUACAGAGUGCCAAGUGGCCAGAUCUUUCCUACAAUGAGGGAGGAAGCACCAAUAAAUUUAAGUACUUCUGCACAUGCCGUGACAUCAGCUCCUACGAAACCUGUUACUGCACCUCCUGUUGGUGUCACAAAUGGAUGGACGGAUAGCUCCACAUCCCAGAGCAUCACUGACGGGGAAGUGGUGGAUCUCAGUACCUCCAAAGCUCAUAGAACUGUUGUAACCAUGGAUGAAGCUUCUUCAAAUGUGGUGACUAAGAUAAUAGAAGAUGAUGAAAAACCUGUUGAUCUGACUGCAGGAAGCAGAGCCGUGUGCUGUGACGUGGUUUAUAAGUUGCCCUUCGGAAGAAGCUGCACGGCACGGCAGCCUGCAACCACUCUUCCUGAGGAUCGUUUUGGUUACAGGGAUGAUCACUAUCAAUAUGAUCGAUCAGGGCCAUAUGGUUAUAGAGGGAUUGGGGGAAUGAAGCCUUCCAUGUCUGACACUAAUUUAGCAGAAGCUGGACAUUUUUUCUAUAAAAGUAAGAACGCUUUUGAUUAUUCUGGAGGAACUGAUGCAGCAGUAGAUCUUACUUCAGGGAGAGUUACUACAGGUCAGUAUGAUGUAGCAACAGACCUUUCCUUGAAAUAUCAUGGUGUUCCUCACCUCAUUUCAGGAUGACAAUGGUCUUAUUUUCAAUUUUGUUAUUUUUUUAUCUUUCUUUGGAUGUUUUGGCAAUAUAUUUUGGAGUACAUGUGCACUUUUGUUUCUCCAUUUUUUUUAAAAAAGUUUGUUCACCCAAAGUCGCCUGCAUGUGCCUGCAUGUUCAACAUUGCUUUUAUUCUGCACCUGAGUAGGUUAAUAACCUGUGGAUUUGCAUGCAGUCCUGUUCAUUAUGUUCUUCAAGACGAGAGGGCUUUCCAACCCCAAAAACAUCAUUCAUUCAGGAACUGGACUAUAACUCUCCCCUGUAUUUCAGGUGAGGUAAUGGAUUAUUCAAGCAAGACUACAGGUCCAUAUCCAGAAACUCGACAAGUCAUUUCAGGAGUUGGGAUUAGUACCCCGCAGUAUUCCACAGCAAGAAUGACUCCACCUCCAGGACCCCAGUAUGGUGUGGGGAGCGUUUUGAGGUCAUCUAAUGGGGUUGUCUAUUCUUCAGUAGCAACUCCAAUUCCUUCCACAUUUGCUAUCACCACACAGCCUGGCUCCAUUUUCAGCACCACCAUGAGGGAUUUGUCUGGUGUGCACACAAAUGGCGCCGUGACUUCCUUAUCCGCCCUGCACCAAAGUCAGCCCAUGCCUAGAUCCUAUUUCCUAACAACUGGUGCAUCCGAAACAGACAUUGAAGUCACUGGUAUUGAUAUCAGUGCCAGUUUGCAGACUAUCACUAUGGAGACUCUCACGGCUGAGACAAUGGACUCGGUUCCAACCCUGACCACAGCGUCUGAAGUAUUUCCUGAAGUGGUGGGAGAGGAAAGUGCACUUUUGAUCAUCCCCGAGGAAGAUAAGCAACAACAGCAGCUAGAUUUGGAGCGUGAGCUCUUGGAACUGGAAAAGAUCAAGCAACAGCGUUUUGCUGAGGAGUUGGAGUGGGAACGGCAAGAGAUUCAAAGGUUCCGAGAACAGGAAAAGAUCAUGGUUCAAAAGAAGCUGGAGGAGCUGCAGUCAAUGAAGCAGCACCUCCUCUAUCAGCAAGAAGAGGAGCGGCAAGCCCAGUUCAUGAUGAGGCAGGAGACAUUAGCGCAACAACAGUUGCAGCUGGAACAGAUCCAGCAGCUGCAGCAACAGCUUCACCAGCAGCUGGAGGAGCAGAAGAUCCGCCAGGUCUACCAGUAUAACUAUGACCCUUCCGGAACUGCCUCUCCACAGACCACUGCAGAGCAGGCCAUCCUGGAAGGUCAGUAUGUUGCCCCAGAAGGUGGUCAGUUCUGGGCAACCGAAGAUGCAACCACCACAGCCUCAGCUGUGGUGGCGAUUGAAAUACCACAGAGCCAGGGAUGGUACACGGUUCAGUCUGAUGGGGUGACUCAGUACAUUGCCCCACCUGGCAUUCUGAGUACUGUUUCAGAAAUACCUCUGACAGAUGUAAUUGUCAAAGAGGAGAAACAACCCAAGAAGAGAAGUUCUGGAGCUAAAGUCCGUGGCCAGUACGACGAGAUGGGGGAAAAUCUGGCAGAUGACCCCCGCUGCUUUAAAAAGAUAGUGGACAGUGGGGUACAGACUGACGAUGAAGAUUCAGCAGAUCGGAGUUACGUGAGUAGGAGAAGGAGAACUAAAAAGAGUGUCGAUACAAGUGUCCAAACGGAUGACGAAGAUCAGGAUGAAUGGGACAUGCCUACUAGAUCUAGGAGGAAAGCUCGCGUAGGGAAAUACGGCGACAGCCCUGCAGAGGCGGACAAGGCCAAACCCCCUUCCAAAGUCUCCAGCAUAGCCGUUCAAACAGUAGCAGAGAUAUCUGUGCAAACUGAACCAGUCGGAACCAUAAGAACACCUUCGAUACGGGCACGCGUGGAUGCCAAGGUAGAAAUAAUUAAACACAUUUCAGCACCUGAAAAGACUUACAAAGGGGGCAGUUUAGGAUGUCAAACAGAAGCAGAUUCAGACACACAAAGUCCUCAAUAUCUGAGUGCCACCUCUCCACCCAAAGACAAGAAACGCCCAACACCUUUAGAAAUUGGUUAUUCAUCUCACCUCCGGGCAGAUUCCACACUACAGCUGGCUCCUUCCCCACCCAAAUCUCCAAAAGUCCUUUAUUCUCCCAUCUCACCACUUUCACCAGGCAAAGCCUUAGAAUCAGCCUUUGUACCUUAUGAGAAACCCCUCCCUGAUGAUAUAAGUCCACAGAAAGUACUGCAUCCAGAUAUGGCUAAAGUUCCCCCAGCAAGUCCUAAGACAGCCAAGAUGAUGCAGCGCUCCAUGUCUGACCCCAAGCCUCUGAGUCCAACAGCAGACGAAAGUUCCAGGGCUCCUUUUCAGUAUACCGAGGGCUACACGGCGAAAGGUUCUCAAACUGCAACAACCUCUGGCACUCAGAAAAAAGUGAAGAGAACUCUGCCAAACCCACCACCUGAAGAGACCUCCACAGGAAUUCAGUCAGCCUACAGCACAGUGGGCACAGUCUCCAGGAGAAGGAUCUGCAGAACCAACACGAUGGCCCGAGCCAAGAUUCUCCAGGAUAUAGACAGAGAGCUUGAUCUUGUGGAGAGGGAAUCUGCCAAGCUUAGGAAGAAACAAGCAGAACUUGAUGAGGAAGAAAAGGAGAUUGAUGCUAAGUUACGGUACCUAGAAAUGGGGAUUAACAGGAGGAAAGAGGCCUUGUUAAAGGAGCGAGAAAAGAGAGAGAGAGCCUAUCUCCAGGGAGUAGCUGAGGAUCGUGAUUACAUGUCCGACAGUGAGGUCAGCAGCACCAGACCAACGCGAAUUGAAAGUCAGCAUGGCAUCGAGCGACCAAGAACUGCUCCCCAAACUGAAUUCAACCAGUUUAUUCCACCACAAACCCAAACAGAAUCUCAGCUAGUCCCUCCUACGAGUCCAUAUACCCAAUACCAAUACUCUUCCCCUGCUCUUCCUACUCAAGCACCCACCCCAUACACCCAACAAUCCCACUUUCAGCAACAGACUCUGUACCAUCAGGAAGUUUCACCUUAUCAGACUCAGCCAACCUUCCAAGCUGUGGCAACGAUGUCCUUCACACCUCAGGCUCAACCUACACCAACCCCACAACCUUCUUAUCAGUUACCAUCACAGAUGAUGGUGAUACAACAAAAGCCACGGCAAACUGCAUUAUAUUUGGAGCCCAAGAUAACGUCCAACUAUGAGGUGAUUCGCAACCAACCCCUGAUGAUAGCGCCUGUUUCUACUGAUAAUACAUAUGCUGUUUCCCAUCUUGGUAGUAAGUACAACAGCUUAGAUUUGAGAAUAGGAUUGGAAGAAAGAAGUAGCAUGGCAAGCAGUCCAAUAUCAAGCAUAUCUGCAGAUUCUUUCUAUGCAGAUAUUGACCAUCAUACUUCACGAAAUUAUGUCUUAAUUGAUGACAUUGGUGAGAUUACCAAAGGAACAGCAGCUUUAAGCACUGCAUUUAGCCUUCACGAAAAAGAUCUGUCAAAAACAGAUCGUCUCCUCCGAACCACUGAGACACGUAGGUCUCAAGAAGUGACAGAUUUCCUAGCACCUCUGCAGACUUCGUCCAGAUUGCAUAGUUACGUGAAAGCAGAGGAGGACCCAAUGGAGGAUCCUUAUGAGUUAAAGCUUCUGAAACAACAGAUUAAACAAGAAUUCCGGAGAGGAGCAGAGAGCUUAGAUCACCUUGCUGGUCUUUCUCAUUAUUACCAUGCCGAUACUAGUUAUAGACAUUUUCCAAAAUCUGAGAAGUACAGCAUUAGUAGACUCACACUUGAAAAACAAGCAGCAAAACAACUACCAGCUGCCAUACUUUAUCAAAAGCAGUCAAAGCAUAAGAAAUCACUAAUUGACCCUAAAAUGUCAAAAUUCUCACCUAUUCAAGAAAGUAGAGACCUUGAACCUGAUUAUUCGAGCUAUAUGACUGCAAGCACUUCAUCUAUUGGUGGCAUUUCUUCCAGGGCAAGGCUUCUUCAAGAUGAUAUUACUUUUGGCCUCAGAAAAAAUAUUACAGACCAACAAAAAUUUAUGGGAUCAUCUCUUGGUGCAGGACUGGGCACCUUAGGGAAUACCAUUCGGUCAGCUCUGCAGGAUGAAGUGGAUAAGCCAUAUAGCAGUGGCAGCAGGUCCAGACCUUCUUCCAGACCUUCCUCUGUCUACGGGCUCGAUUUAUCAAUUAAAAGAGAUUCUUCCAGUUCUUCUCUAAGACUGAAAGCUCAAGAGGCUGAAGCUCUAGAUGUUUCCUUUAGUCAUGCAUCACCUUCUGGGAGAACUAAGCCUACCAGUUUGCCUAUUAGCCAGAGUAGAGGAAGGAUACCAAUUGUGGCCCAGAAUUCUGAAGAGGAAAGUCCACUCAGUCCUGUUGGACAGCCAAUGGGGAUGGCCAGGGCUGCUGCUGGACCCCUACCACCAAUAUCUGCAGACACCAGGGACCAGUUUGGAUCCAGUCACUCUUUGCCUGAAGUUCAGCAACACAUGAGAGAAGAAUCACGGACUCGAGGCUACGAUCGUGACAUAGCAUUCAUCAUGGAUGACUUCCAACAUGCCAUGUCAGACAGUGAAGCCUAUCACCUCCGUCGUGAAGAAACAGAUUGGUUUGACAAACCCAGGGAGUCUCGUUUGGACAAUGGACAUGGUCUAGAUCGAAAACUACCAGAAAGAUUGGUCCACUCUAGACCACUAAGUCAACACCAAGAGCAAAUUAUACAGAUGGAUGGGAAAACUGUGCACUACAUCUUUCCACAUGCAAGGAUAAAAAUAACAAGAGACUCUAAGGAUCACACGGUUUCAGGUAACGGAUUAGGAAUUAGAAUUGUGGGUGGUAAAGAAAUCCCUGGACAUAGCGGAGAAAUUGGAGCCUAUAUUGCCAAGAUUCUUCCUGGAGGAAGUGCCGAACAGACAGGGAAACUUGUGGAAGGAAUGCAAGUAUUGGAGUGGAAUGGAAUUCCUUUAACUUCUAAAACAUAUGAAGAAGUGCAGAGUAUCAUUAGUCAGCAAAAUGGGGAAGCAGAAAUAUGUGUAAGACUGGACCUCAAUAUGCUGUCAGAUUCUGAAAAUCCCCAGCACCUAGAGCUCCAUGAACCACCAAAAGCUGUGGAUAAAGCGAAAUCCCCAGGGGUUGAUCCCAAGCAGUUGGCAGCAGAGCUCCAGAAGGUCUCACUACAGCAGUCACCACUGGUUCUGUCAUCUGUUGUUGAAAAGGGAUCUCACGUUCAUUCAGGUCCUACAUCAGCAGGAUCCAGUUCCGUUCCCAGUCCUGGGCAGCCAGGGUCACCCUCAGUGAGCAAAAAGAAGCACAGCAGCAGCAAGCCGCCUGAUGCAGCAAAGGUGGUCUCUCAUCCAAUUACGGGGGAAAUUCAGCUUCAAAUCAACUAUGACCUUGGAAAUCUCAUAAUACAUAUUCUCCAAGCAAGAAACCUAGUCCCUCGAGACAACAAUGGUUAUUCAGACCCCUUUGUUAAAGUGUACCUUCUUCCAGGGAGAGGUGCUGAGUAUAAGAGAAGGACUAAAUACGUUCAGAAAAGUCUUAAUCCUGAGUGGAAUCAAACAGUGAUUUAUAAAAGUAUCUCCAUGGAACAGCUCAAGAAGAAAACACUGGAGGUGACAGUCUGGGAUUAUGAUAGAUUUUCUUCCAAUGACUUUCUUGGUGAGGUACUGAUUGAUUUAUCUAGCACAUCUCACCUUGAUAACACGCCUAGGUGGUAUCCGCUCAAAGAACAGACUGAAAGCAUUGAUCAUGGCAAGUCCCAUUCCAGUCAGAGCAGCCAGCAGUCCCCAAAGCCAUCUGUCAUCAAAAGCAGAAGCCAUGGUAUCUUCCCUGACCCAUCCAAGGACAUGCAGGUUCCCACCAUUGAGAAAUCCCAUAGUAGUCCCGGUAGCUCGAAAUCCUCAUCCGAAGGCCAUCUCCGCUCUCAUGGACCAUCUCGCAGUCAAAGCAAAACCAGCGUCACUCAGACCCACCUGGAAGACGCAGGGGCUGCUAUAGCCGCUGCCGAAGCCGCUGUGCAACAACUCCGCCUUCAACCAACCAAGCCCACCAAUCAGCGGCCUGCAGAAAGCUCCGUGUCCACUGGCUCCUCGGGCAGCAGCUUUGGCAGUGGGUAUAGCGUGGACAGUGAAGGAAGCAGCAGCACUGCAGGGGAGACUAAUCUAUUUCCUAUUCCAAGGAUAGGAAAGAUGGGACAGAAUGGGCAAGAGCCUAUAAAACAGACAGGAGUAGGCAUAGGACUAGCAGACACUGAAGUUAAAACUCAGGUAAUGGGAGAAAUCAAGAUUGCAUUGAAGAAAGAAAUGAAGACAGAUGGGGAACAACUAAUAGUUGAAAUCCUACAGUGUAGAAAUAUUACCUACAAAUUUAAAUCUCCUGAUCACUUACCAGAUUUAUAUGUGAAACUAUAUGUGUUGAACAUAUCUACCCAAAAAAAGGUGAUCAAGAAAAAAACAAGAGUAUGUAGACAUGAUCGAGAGCCUUCAUUCAAUGAAACUUUUAGAUUCAGCCUAAGUCCUGCUGGACAUUCUCUUCAGAUUUUACUUUUUUCCAAUGGAGGGAAGUUUAUGAAAAAGACCUUGAUUGGCGAAGCCUGUAUCUGGCUUGACAAAGUGGAUCUCAGAAAAAGAAUAGUCAACUGGCACAAACUUUUGGUCAGUCCUACUCAAACCCACUGAAGAAAUGUGUCUGCUCAGGGUAUAGAAAGUGCUUUAAAUAAUCUUAAUCACGACUACAGUUGAAUACUAUUGGUUCUAAGCUAUGUUUUCAGGGGUAAUCGUGAGAAGAGGAACAAAAAGCAAAAGCAUACUCAAAACUUUGCAAAUGUAUGGUUGUGGAACAUAGAAAAAAACUCAAAAGAAAAAGUCCGUAUAUUGAAGACAAGAAAAAAAAAGGAGUUCAGAAACCUUGGAUUUCUUGUGGCUGUCAUGAAAAACAGUGAGACAAACUUUGAUUACUUAAUGCAAAACAUUUUUGAGUAGAGUUGAGCUAUAGCUAACUGAAGGCUGAGACUUAAAGAUUAAUAUGGUUUCUAAUGCAGGCAAUCCUUUAUGUAGAAGAGCUUUGUUGAAAGGAAGGAAGUGAUGUAACAAAUCUCAGUUUUCAAAAGUCUUUCUUCUUCAUCUUCUCAGAUAACUAUUUUGAGAUGCUGACAUAGGAUAUACCUACAGUGUGUAUCCAGACUAGAAGUAAGGAGGUUGUGUUUUUAAGGAAAGGGGAACCAGAGAUUUAGAAAUUAUAGCUUUUAGAUCAUGUUGUACAAGUUUUCUCUGUGUCUAAAUGUUACAAGGGUGAACAACACCAAUUUUGGAAUUCUUGUUGUAAAAGCACAUUUGUAUAAUUUGAAAUAAUGUAUAUUGAAAAUAAUACUAAGUAGAAAUGGAAUCACAUGUAUCGAGAAGUAAAACCAUGACUGGCUAAUGGAAAAGAAUAUUGUCCCAUAAACUGUUGGAAGCUUGGUUGAAAACAUCAAAAUCUCCAUAAAUAACCCUUAAUCCAAGACAUUUUCAAUCUACAUACCAAAGGACCUAGAUUAAAUUGAUAUAUUCUAGGAAGCAUGAUAACUUGUGCUUUGUGAAGUUGCAAAUCAAUGUACGAUCCCACAUAUUUUCUUUCUCUGAAGUAAUAAAUGCACAGAGAGAAAGUUCUUCCUCUGGCAAACAACUCAUACUAAUCUAUGACAUUGAUUAAUUAAAUUGGUGUCAUUUCCUGCUCUUCUACAGUUUCUUUUUCCCUUACUAUGUUAAUUGAUUGUAAAAUGAAAACCCUGACACCAAAUUCAAGUUCUCUCUAGUGCUCUAUUUUCCUACUUUAUUGAUAGUAUCACAGUGUUGGGAAAAUAUGUGAAAAAUCAAUGUUAUAGUAAGGUGAAAGUGUUCUUGGAGCUACUUUAAUAAUAUAGAAUAAAAGAACCAAUGUCUAAGUGAUUAAAAUGAAACAUCCUCUUCCCCAUCAACCAACAACAUGAACAAGGAAGUUACAUGGUCUUGGAGGAGAUGAACUCAGCUGGGAUUCAAAGCCUGGCCUCUGGCCUUGGUUCUGCCACUAACUGUCACCGUGCACAUGUCACUUAAACUCAAUUUUCCUCAGUUUUCUUAUUUGUGGGAAAAUAUAAUUACAUAUUCCUAACCUUCCUAAUGGGAUGUUGGGAUGAUCAAACUAAGUGAUCUAUGAGAAAAGAUGAAAGCACAUUUCCAAAUAUAGUUUUAUACACAUAAGAGAGGAAUAGGCAUUAUGCAGUUUUUUCCCCAAUUUUGUAUGUGAAAAAGCAUCUUCAAAACCAACAGCAAGCAAAGACAUGGAUAAAAGCAGUAUAUUAACUCCAAAACCAAUUUUUUCUUAAAAUAUGAACGUAUAUAAACUUUGAUUUAACCAAAAAAUGUUUAAAAAUUUUUUUAAGGUUAAAAACUUAAUAAAAAUGAUUUACAAAUUGGGUUAUCAUAAAUGAAAUAAAUUAUACUGAUCUUAUCCUAUUCCCAAAUCCACAAAAAUAAAUUGAUUCUCUGUGAAUUCUGAGUUUAAAAGCUGCUUCUUAUUCAAGGGUGAGGUUUUAGUGGAAUUAGAGAAAUUUUCUACAAACAUACUGGUCAGAUAUUGAAUUUUCUCAUUUUUAAAGAAAAACAUACUUGAAAUCUGAGAGAAAUUGAUUAAAUUUAAGACAUUAAAAAUUAAAUAAUUUAUAAUAAACCCCAUGUCACAUAUCUUUAUUAUAUUCAUGGAGAUAUAUAAAUGUACUCCUUUCUAGUCUAGAAAAGGUAACGGUCACUUUUCUUCCCCCUACUUUGUAAUCUCCCUCCCCUGACAAUGCAAUUUUAUCAUUGAUUAUUGCUAUGAAAUGAGCAUGCGGUGAGAGGAUCACAAAGGAUUUGAUAUUGCUAGAAUUUUAUUUUUAGAGACAAGUAGAUCUGCUGAUGGUUGCCAUGGAUAUUUCCAGCAGAAUUUAGCACUUUAGGGAGCUUAUAGUCAUCACAUAAUUGGGGAAGGAAAGGGUUCAGGAAGAUCUCCUUCUGACAUAAAAAGGCUCCAUUGUUCGUCCUUCAAAGGAGACUCUCGCUCCCAUGGGUCCUCUCCUGCAGCCGCUUAACCCAGAAGUGUGCAUGAGAGCUUCAUGACCAGCUAGCUCACUUCAUUACAGUUGCCAUUUCUGUUAAAAUACACAAAAGGAGGUGCCACCAAAACAAAGAUUAUACCUUGGUAGCUAUUUGACAUGAAAGAGGAGGAGUCUUACCAUGACAGGUGCCCCUCUAGUCCAGAACUGGUGAUGUGGCCAGGCCAAUCAGGAGAGUUCAUGACAGGGCUUCUUUUUGUGCACCAGCAUCCCUCUUCAGAGAGUGUAAGAUCCUGCCAAGUGUGCCAAGUUUGCAGCUGACCAAACACCUACAUUGUACUGGAAUUAUUCUAUGCAACACUGAACCUUAUACAAAUGCAUUUCUUCUGAUAUUGAUUACCCUUCUUACAACAAAACUGUUUCUUUUUUAAUUGCAAAUAGGGCUCGGUGUUUUUUACUUUUUUGUAUAUAUCACAGCACAUGAUUUUCCACUUUUUAUUUCAUUUAUUUUAUUGGGAUUAGCUUUUUUUAUCCUAAUAGAGACAAAGUUUGUAAUCUCUAAAUAACAUGUAAUCAGUCCAGUUACAGCACUUAUAGCUUGAAGAGCAUCUUAAUUUUCCCCACAAUUUCAUUAAGUCAUAAGACACAAGUUGCUUCUUGGUUUAAAAUUUGGUCCCCAAGAAACCUUUAGCUGUGAAGCAAAAGCACAGAGUGAAUUUUUACACAAGACAGGGAUGUCUAGAAUGGUCAUUACAGACGUAGAUAAUACUAAGUUUGUGUUUCCCUGUUUUACUUAAGGUUAAGGAGACUUUGGUGACUCUGAACUCUUUAUUUAUCAUUUCAGUUUAAAAGAAGAGUAUCCAAGACUAAGGGGAAGUGAUUGUCUUUGCUCCUUAAUGUUGCCUAUAUUGUAAUUAAUCACAUUAAUAAAUGCAUAUUUUCAGCAUAUCAGUGGAUUUAAUUUUGUGGAUCGCACACAUUAAAAUAGUCAUACUGUGGGAAUAUUAUAGCUGGUAACCAGCUGAUACUGAUUCUUAUUAUAGGAAUGGUUGUGAUGAUCAUGGUGAUAGAGGUAGUGAACUAGGUUGGUGGUGAUGUAAAGUAAAAUGAAAUUAUAUACUAUAUUGUGCCCAAUUUAUUAGAAAUUAUUUGAUCAGUGUUUCAUUUCAUUAAGAUAUCAUAAAGAUGUUUAUAGUAUUUUUUUACUUUAUUAUUUAAAUCAUAACUAACAAUAUUUUUAAAAACUUAUUUUCAUUGCUACAAUGUCUAAUAUUCCAAAAGCAGCCAACUACAGCUAUGUAUGUGUUUAUAACUCUAUGUGUGACAGAGUGAUUUUCCCUCUUUUUGAGCUUGAGCUGGAAGUAAAAGAAAGCUCAAUGAAUAAUUAUGAGCUGUCUCUUUAAUAAUAACUUGCCUUUGACAUGACACAAGAAUGAAUGAGUGAAACAGAUAUUCUCAUUGAAUAUGACACAUUGAUGUUUUCUGUAUGUUCCAUGUUGUUGUUAUUAUUAAAGACUCCCUUUAAAUAAAAAUCAUUUAAUCAAAUGAUUCCUUCUCUGAUAGGUAGAUUGAGAGCAUUUUCUUAAUUCGUUAUCCUGUACGUAACUAUCCAUUUGGUAUACUAGACGAAGUUGAAAUAUUAAUUCCCUGUGGCAUUCAGCAUGUGAAUAUGAUUCUCGUUUGAUUGUGUAUGUAUAUUUGUUGGUGAUGUGCUCAGGUGCUCCCACUACCAAUUAAUGUGUGUGCUGAUAUCCUAACAAAAACACAUCUGAUGUUAAAGGAAAUAAGUUUCUUGUCUGAAAAGAUAAAAACCUAAUAAAAUUGGUUUCAAAAUAAAAAAUAGAGUACUUGGAGAUACGUCUUGUUUCUAACUACAUGUUGCAUGCCGUGUUGGUGAUUUGCUAAUGUGUUCUUUUUUCUGUUCUACCCAAUCUCUCAAAAAUCUAAUGAACCAACAAAAAUUCUUGGGCUAAAGGUUAUAUAAGUUGAACUGAAAUACAUGAGAAUUGUAUAGAAAUGCUUGUAAAUCUGUCUUGAGUUUUACUUUAUGUAAAAAUAUGUCUUGGUUUUGUGAUUGUAUACAAGAUGUAUCUUGAUAACUUAU